GCUGCCGCGGCUGCCGCUCGCAGGGCGCGGACGGUGUGGUGCCGGGGCGGGUGGCCGCUGGCCGGAGGUCACUCGGCGCCGGGGUGCAGCAUGGCCGCGGCUGUGGCGUUCGGGGGACCCGCGGGAUGGUGGCGUUGGCACAGGCGGGGCCGUGCCGCCGGCGCGGCGAUGGUGUGUUUUAGGGCAAUGGCUUCCAAAACCCCAGUUGGAUUCAUUGGGCUGGGUAACAUGGGAAAUCCAAUGGCAAAAAACCUGGUAAAACAUGGAUAUCCAGUUAUUACAUAUGAUGUGUUCCCAGAAGCUUGCAAAGAAUUUCAAGACUUGGGUGCUCAGGUAACAGAUUCCCCAGCAGAUGUAGCAGAAAGAGCAGACAGAAUUAUUACCAUGUUGCCUUCUAGUCCCAAUGCGAUAGAAGCUUACACAGGAGCAAAUGGAAUUUUGAAGAAAGUGAAGAAAGGCUCAUUGCUAAUAGAUUCCAGUACUAUAGACCCUGCAGUUUCAAAAGAAUUAGCCAAAGCAGUUGAAAAAAUGGGAGCUGUUUUCAUGGAUGCCCCAGUUUCUGGAGGUGUUGGAGCUGCUCGAGCUGGAAACCUUACUUUCAUGGUAGGUGGAGCGGAACAAGAAUUUGAUGCUGCCAAAGAGUUGCUGACGUGCAUGGGUUCUAAUGUGAUCUACUGUGGAGAGGUUGGAACUGGACAGGCUGCAAAGAUCUGCAACAACAUGCUUUUGGCAAUCAGCAUGAUUGGAACUGCUGAAGCUAUGAAUCUUGGAAUCAGAUUAGGCCUUGACCCAAAGCUGCUGGCCAAAAUCCUAAAUAUGAGCUCAGGUCGCUGUUGGUCAAGCGACACGUACAACCCUGUUCCUGGAGUGAUGGAAGGAGUCCCAUCUGCUAAUAAUUAUCAAGGAGGCUUUGGAACAACACUCAUGGCUAAGGAUCUUGGCUUGGCCCAGAUUUCUGCCACCAACACAAAGACACCAGUACCUCUGGGAUCCCAGGCACAUCAGAUCUACAGGAUGAUGUGUGCAAAAGGUUAUUCCCUGAAAGACUUCUCAGCUGUGUUCCAGUUUUUACGUGAGGAGGAAGCCUUGUGAGCUGUCCUUUGGAAAUGGACACAAUAACAAAACACAUUUUUUUUAUCCUUAUAAUUUGUUUGAGAGAUAUGUGGGUUCUGUGCAUCUUGAUCCCAUGCAGACUCAUUGUCUUUGGUUGUCUAGAUCACAACAACCUCCAGGGUCUUUUGAUAGUUCUGGAAAAAGCAAAUCAGAGAAGGGGAGGAGCAGGAAGGAAGGACUGUUUGGCAAUUAGCCAGACUGUGUUUUCUUUCUUUUAUUUUUUUCUUUUUUUUUUUCUUUUUUUUUUCCUCUAGAUGCAAUAAAUAAAUAUUUUUUUAUAAGACAUUUUACUGUUUGCAUAUAAAAUAACUUUCAUUGUGGCUACUGACUUAGUUGACUCUUGAAUAGUAAGAGAAUGUUAUAUAGUGAUUUUAUGAUAUGUAGUAAUCUAUUAAAAUUAAAAAUCAAUACUUUAUGGAAAAAGGGAAGAUUUGUUCGAUGGAAAAACACAGCUUGAAAUUGAUUUUUUUUUUCCUUGGACAUUCUAGCCUUGAGUUAUUCAGUAGUGACUUUUUCUUGGGAUCCAGGUUGCAGAUUAUGUUUAUAGGCACGUGUUUCUAAGUGGAAAGCUGUUACAGCAUGUUCACCCGAUCGACUUAGUUAAAAUAACAUGUGUGUUCCUCUUGUAAAGAUCCAUUACUGUAUUUUGCUAACCCAAUUUUAUAUUUUCUUGUAUUCUCUCACACAUUUUCAGGCCUCAAGAACAGCACUUACUUAUCAGAAGUUCUAAUGAAGUGUACAUUUGUUUUAGGUAUUUACUGAAGUAUUUUAAAUCUAAACAAACUCCCUUAUUUUGAAGAGAAAUAAAAAUCUAUACUGGUAAAGAC
This is a messenger RNA of Calypte anna (Anna's hummingbird), 1940 nucleotides long. RefSeq names its product 3-hydroxyisobutyrate dehydrogenase (gene HIBADH). Gene Ontology annotation, biological process: L-valine catabolic process. The record is from RefSeq and is a predicted model, not a curated record. Gene Ontology annotation, molecular function: NAD binding; NADP binding; 3-hydroxyisobutyrate dehydrogenase activity. Bases 91 to 1092 code for a protein of 333 amino acids. Gene Ontology annotation, cellular component: mitochondrion. The transcript is spliced from 8 exons. Lineage: Eukaryota; Metazoa; Chordata; Aves; Apodiformes; Trochilidae.